AUGGUAUCCGAAUCGUUCGAUCUUUCUACAACUGAUCCAACGAUGAUUACAAAUGGCUCAAAAAAAAGUUAUCAUGUGAAAAAAACAAUUUUUUGGGCAAUCGUAUCUGGAAUAGUUGCAAUAUUUAUUACUUUAUUAGUGUUAACAAUUUAUUUUGGUGUUAAUCAAAAGGUAUCAGCUAGUAAAACAACAGCAACAACAGUAGCAAUAGCAGCAUCUACAACAACAACAACGACGACAACAACAGCAACAGCAACAGCAACAGCAAGUGAACUUAUUGAAACAACAACAUUAGCCCCACCUAUUGAACGAAUACCUACAAAUUUACGACAAGAGGAAUAUCGAUUGACUUUAUUUCCAAAUUUAACUUCCGAAACAUUUACUGGCAUUCUUUUUUACACAUUUACUUGUCUUGAAACAACAAAUGAAGUUUUACUUCAUCAAAAAGAUUUGCUAUUGAAUAAUUCAACAAUAAAAAUUGUUAAUUCAUCAUUAACAGAUUCACCCUUACCAGUAUUAGAUUCUUGGUCAUAUGAUGAGUACAGUGAAUUAAUUCGAUUGAAGUUUUCAUCAUCAUUCAUUCCAAAUCAUAACUAUACACUAUAUUUAACUUUUUCAGCAAAUAUCUCACGUGAAUUACAUGGUCUUUACGUAAGUAAAUACAUCGAUACGAAUGGAAUUACGAAAACAUUUAUGACUUCGCAAAUGGAGCCAACACAUGCACGAACGGUUUUUCCAUGCAUUGAUGAGCCAGCUAGAAAAGCUAUCUUCUAUAUAAGCGUUAUACAUGAUUCUUCAGAACGUGUUUGGUCUAAUGGAGAAAUUCAACGAACAGAAAUAUUAGACAACGGAAAACUUUUAUCACAUUUUACACCAACAUUAAAAAUGUCAACAUUUUUAUUAGCAAUUAUUGUUGCAUCUAAAUCCGAUUUUGAUUGUCGACCGGAAUCAAUCGUUGGAUCAACAAAUAUUUCAUCAAGAGUCUGUGGACGAAUCGAUAUUUUACCACAGUUAGCUUAUGCUGAUGAAAUAGCUUCUAAAUCAUUAGUAUAUUUCAAUGAAUAUUUUGAUAUUCUUUAUCCACUACCAAAAUUAGAACAUUUUGCUGUACCAGAUUUUGGUGCUGGGGCUAUGGAAAACUAUGGAUUGGCAAUUUAUCGAGAGGUUGGUUUGUUUUAUGAUGAAAAUACUGUAUCAGCAUCACGUAAACAAUACAUAACAACAGUAGUUACACAUGAAAUUGCACAUCAAUGGUUUGGAAAUCUUGUCUCACCGGCUUGGUGGGGAGAAUUGUGGUUAAAAGAAGGAUUUGCUAGUUACAUGGAAACAUUAGCAUCUGAUCGACUUGAACCAGCUUGGAUGCAAGAUGAACGAAUUGUCGUUGAAAAAAUCUUUCCAUUUAUGGAUGCAGAUUCAUUGCCAACAUCACGUCCAAUAAGUAUUCAAUCGACAAAUCCAGCUGAUAUAUUUCAAUUAUUUGAUUCAAUAACAUAUGAUAAAGGUGCAACAUUAAUACGUAUGAUGUCGAUGUUUUUAGGUGCACAAGUAUUUCAAAAAGGUAUACAAAAUUAUCUUAAAGCAUUAAGUUAUAGUUCAGCAACACAAGAAGAUUUAUGGCGAUAUUUAAGUCAUGCUGCUGAUAAUAAAAUUGAUGUAGAACAAAUUAUGAAUGGAUGGACAAAACAAGCUGGCUAUCCAAUUGUUGAAAUUAAUCGAGAAUAUGCAAAACAAACUGAACGACAACAAAAAUUGAAUGUUAACAGUUAUAUGGUUAUCAAUCAGAAACCUUUUAGUCUCUUUUCAACAACAGUUAAACGAGAAAAAUGGUGGAUUCCAUUCAAACACUUUGAUCGUUCAUCAGCGAAGACAUCAAGUCGAAAUUCAGUCGUUUGGCUUAAUGAUACUUCAAUGCGUUUACAAAUUUCAACAUCGGAUUCCGAUUGGAUUUUAGCAAAUCCAGAUUAUCUAGGCAUUUAUCGUACAAAAUAUGAUUCUCGAAAUUUUCGAUUGAUAAUAAAUCAAUUAUUAUCUGAUCAUACUCGUAUUCCAACAAUAACACGUGGUGCUUUGAUCGAUGACGUAUUCGCAUUGUCUCGUACAUCACUUGUAAAUACCAGUGAUGCAUAUGAAUUAAUACGUUAUUUAAAAGAUGAAGUUGAAUUUGUGCCAUGGACAGCAGCAUUUUCAGCUAUGAGACUUCAAGAAGACUUGUUAACUGGCCAGGAAAUUCUUCUUGAUGUUCAACAAUAUUUUCUUGAGCUUCUAUUGCCAUUAUAUCAUAAAAUAGGUUGGGAGCCAAUAGAUCAAUCGAAAGAUUGGCUACGAGCAUUAUUACAGCCUAGUGUUUUAUCAGCUGCAUGCCGUUAUGGUCAUCGUGAAUGUGUCGAAGAAGCUCGUAAAGCUUAUCGUCGUUGGCUUUCAAAUCCGGCAUUAAAUCAAAUCCCAGCAACACUUCGAUCGACUGUUUAUUGCACAAUUAUACGAGAGGGUUCUCAAUCAGAAUUUAACUUUUUAUGGGAUCGUCUUAAACAAGAAAAUGUAGCAAGUGAAACAUUAAAUUUAUUAAAUGGUCUUUCUUGCACACAAGAUCCAUCAUUGAUACUUUGGUUUCUUAAUCAACAUUUGAAAAUAAAUCCGAUUAUACGUGAUCAAGACUUAGCUACAUCAAUACAACGUGUUGCUCGAUCGUCACAUGGAAAUCAAAUAGCAUGGAAUUGGAUUCGUGAUAAUUGGGAUCAAUUGUUUUCAAAAUGGGGAAAAUCUGGUUCGAGUUUAUCCGGCAUUAUGGAAGCUGUUUCAAGUCGAUUUAUUAAUAGUCGACAACGUGAUGAAUUUGUUACAUUUGCGAAUUCGAUUAGUGAUAAAGGUACUUCUUAUCGACAAUUUCAACUUUCACUUGAUAAAAUCGAUGCAGCAAUCGAAUGGAAUCGUAUAAAUCUCAAUGGAAUAACAUCGUUUCUUCAUCCAGGCAAUACUGGACCAGAUGCGAAUAGUCAUCGUUUACCAUCACUUGCUAUUCCUAUUCAUUAUAAUCUUUAUGUAAAACCUUAUUUAAAUAUAUCUGACAGUAAUGUUCGUUAUUCAGUAUUUGAAGCCGAUGUUAAUAUAACAAUUAAAAUAAUUCAAGCAACUGAUCGUAUUGUUUUACAUAAACGUUUUAUUGUUGUACGAUAUCCCAUCACACUAUCAAUACCAAGAGUAUCAGUUAUGCGAACAAUAUAUGAUAAUGAACGAGACUUUUUUACAAUUAUUUUCAAUCAAACAUUAUUAAAUAAUACAGAAUUUACACUAAUGAUACCAUAUAUAGGUGAAUUAAGAAAUGAUACAUUCGGUUUCUAUCUUAGUUCAUAUCUACGAUCAACAGAUCAAGUACGACGUUAUUUAGUUGCUUCCCAAAUGGAACCAAUAUCAGCCCGAAGGGCAUUACCAUGUUUUGAUGAACCAGCAUUAAAAGCAACAUAUACAAUUAUUGUUGAACAUGAACAACACUAUCGAGCAUGGAGUAAUAUGCCUAUUGCAUCAACACAAAAUCAAUUAAAUGGUUGGACAAUAACACAAUUUGAAAAAUCUGUACCAAUGAGCUCAUAUCUAUUGGCACUUGUUGUAGCCGAUUUUGAAUGUUUAGUACAAAAUAAUACAGGUCAUUAUAGAAAUAUAACAACAAGUAUUUGUGCACAGCCAGAAAAGAAAAAUGAAUUAUAUUAUGCACUUAAAGUAGCAACAAAAAAUAUCGAAGAUUUCGAAGAACAAUAUAAAGUGAAUUUUCCCAUAUCAAAAGUUGACCAUAUUGCGGUACCAGAUUUUGAUGCAGGUGCCAUGGAAAACUUCGGAUGCAUUAUAUAUCGUGAAACACGACUUUUCUACAAUAACCGUACGUCGACAUCAUCUAAUAAACAAGACGUUGCAUUAGUUAUUGCACAUGAAUUGGCACAUCAAUGGUUUGGUGAUCUUGUAUCACCAUCAUGGUGGGAUGAUUUAUGGUUAAAUGAAGGUUUUGCUAAAUGGAUGGAAUUCGUUUAUACAGACAAAAUCCAUCCAGAAUGGGAUUUAUAUGAGCAAUUUAUUGCUCAACGCUGGUUAGCAGUCAUGCAAAACGAUGCUAUUUCAUUUUCACACCCUGUCAACAUGAAAAUAACGCAAAAUGAACAAUUAACAAGUAUUUUCGAUGCAAUAACCUAUUCGAAAGGUUCAUCAUUAUUACGUAUGAUGAGAAAUUUUAUGGGCAUUGAUACAUUCAAUCGUGGCAUUUCAAAAUAUUUAUCACAACACUUAUUUUCAACAGCAAGACAAAUGGAUUUAUGGAAAGCUUUAGGUGAACAAAUGCAUGAAGAUAAUAUUCAAUUACCAUUCAAUACAAGUCUAAGUGACAUAAUGAGUACAUGGACCAAUCAAAUGGGUUAUCCAUAUGUUGAAAUCAUACGUGAUUAUGAACAUCAAUCAAUCAAAAUAAGUCAAAAACAAUUCUUAUUUGAUUCCGAAGCUCAACCAUCAAAAUCUCCAUAUAAUUACAUAUGGUCAAUACCUUUAAAAAUAAAAUCACCUUCAUCAUUAUCAACAGAUUUAAUAUGGUUUUCAAAAACUACAAUGAGUAUGACAACAAAUGUUCAAUCAAAUGAAUGGAUAUUAGUGAAUCCUGAAUUGUUAGGAUUUUUUCGUGCAAAUUAUGAUAGAGAGAAUUGGAAAAAAAUUAUUCAACAAUUUAAAACUGAUCACCAAAAAUUUUCUAUUGUUGAACGAAGUGGCCUUAUCGAUGAUGCAUUCAAUUUAGCUCGGCCAAAUAUUCUUUCAGCAUCGCUUGUUUUUGAAUUACUUGAAUAUAGUCCUUUAGAAGGUUCAUAUAUUGUUUGGGAACGCAUUCUUUCGGGUCUUCAAUAUAUUGAACAGAUGAUUGCAUCAAGUAGUUCAGGUCUUUAUUUAUAUGAACGUUUUCGUUCCUAUGUAGUUGAUCUUAUAUUACCCAUUUAUAAUAAACUUGGCUGGCAUGAUAAUCAAUUCACUGAUAAAUGGCUUGAUACAUUACAUCGUGAUAUGAUUGUAUCAACAGCAUGUCGAUAUGAUCUUGAUCAUUGUAUAAAACGUGCACAAGAUUUAUUUGAACAAUGGUUUAAUUCACCAUCAAACAAUACGAUUGAACCGAAUCAGAGACGCGUAGUCUAUUGUACAAGUAUACGAUUAGGUGAUCGAGCAAGAUUUCAAUUUCUUCUUCGAGAAUAUCAAGCAUCAAAUGAUCCACAAGAAAAAGCACGUAUACAAGCAGCAUUAACAUGUACACGUGAUAUUGAAUUGAUUCGAUAUUUACUUCAUAUACAUAUAAAUACUGAGCAAAAUAUAAUUCGUCGACAAGAUGUUUUAGGUGGUAUUCGAUUAAUUUGUCGAAAUUUAAUUGCUGAAACGGAAUGUUGGACAUUUGUACGUUCAAGAUGGACACAAUUAUUUCUUGAUUAUGGUGGUUCACUUAGUUUUGCUGAAUUAAUAAAAGAUGUUACAGGAAGAUUUAAUACAUUAUUACAAUUAGAAGAAUUCGAACGAUUUACUGAACAAAUAACGGAUAAAGGCGCAGCUGAAACUGAAUUUAAAUCGUCUAUUGAACGUAUUCGUGCAAAUAUUCAAUGGGUCAGUAAGUCGAAACCAAAUUUAGAAGAAUGGUUUUUAAAUCGAACACUUGCAAUUCGUCUUCCACUUGAUUGGUUUCCAUCAAGAUAUCAAUUGAAUUUUGAUGUUUUUCUUAAAUCAAUCUAUCCAAAUAAUGCAGAACCCAAUACAACAUUUUUAGGUCAUACACGUAUACGUAUACGCUGUGCACGUUCAACAAAUGAACUUCGUAUACAUAUGAAAAAAUUACGUUUAUCCUAUGCAAUAUUAACACGUGUUGGUACAAAAAAUAAUCUUAUUAGUGAUUGGACAUUAGUUACAUCAUCAGAAGUUCUUUUAUGCCGUUUGAGAGAACGUUGUACUAAAGGUGAAGAAUAUGAAUUUGAAGCAGCACACACAGCAGAAUUAGAUAGAGAAAUGGCAGGAUUCUAUUUAAGUAGAUAUAAUGUAACUAAUACAACAACAAACCAAAUUAUUACACAUAACAUCGGCGCAACACAUAUGCAGCCAACUAUUGCACGCCAAGUAUUUCCAUGUUUUGAUGAACCAUUGUUUAAAGCAAAUUUCACAAUAUCUAUAACUUAUGAUCCAAGUUUUACUGUUGUUCGAUCAAACGGUGCAAUGUUGAAUAAUAAUAUACCAGAAGUAUUAUCCAAUGGUCGUUUAUUAGCACGUUUUGAACAAACUCCACCAAUGUCAACAUAUCUUGUUGCAUUUGUUUUAACUGAUUUUCAAUGCAUAACAAAUCUAUCAUUACAUGAUAUUAGUGUUAGUGUGUGUGGACGACAAGAAGCAAUUACUAAAGGUGACGGCGAUUUUGCUUUAGAUGUUGCAGCACAUGUUAUAACGUAUUUUGAACAAUCAUACAAUGUUCCUUAUCCAUUGAGUAAAUGUGAUCAUUUCGCCAUACCAGAUUUUUCAGCUGGUGCUAUGGAAAAUUGGGGUUUGAUAACAUAUCGUGAAACAGCAUUACUUUACAAUAGUGAAACAGGCAAUUUAGCAAAUAAACUUCGUGUUGGUGAAGUUGUUUCACAUGAAAUAGCUCAUCAAUGGUUUGGAAAUAUUGUUACACCAAAAUGGUGGAAUGACAUUUGGUUAAAUGAAGGAUUUGCAUCAUGGGUUGAAGUUAUUGCUCUUAACAACGCAAAUCCAGAAUUUGAGGCACUUGAUGUAUUUGUUACAACAACUGUUCAACGUGCACUUGUUAUGGAUAGUCUUUAUUCAAGCCAUCCAAUAAGCGUUGAAGUAACACAUCCAGAUGAAAUUAAUUCAAUAUUUGAUGCGAUUUCCUAUGAUAAGGGUGCAUCGAUUCUUCGGAUGAUAUAUUCUGUUUUAAAUGAAACAACAUUUUUUCAAGGUAUAAGUAAUUAUUUAGAUUACUUUAAAUAUAAUAAUGCUGUACAAGACGAAUUAUGGGCAUUUCUAACAAAUGUUACAAGUCCAAUUACACUAGGUGGUUAUACAGUAAAACAAAUAAUGGAUACAUGGACAUUACAAGAAGGAUAUCCCGUACUAAUGGUAACACGUAAUUAUAAUGAUAAUACAUUAAUACUUAAACAGAAACGUUUUCUUCUCGAUCCAAAUGCUGUACAUAAUAAAUCUAGUUAUGUAAAUCCAUUCAAACCACUUGAGUUUCAGUGGUAUAUACCGUAUGAUUAUAUGAUAGAUUCAACAUUAUCAACAUUUUACUGGUUAUCACCAAAUAAAACAGUGCAAUUAACAGAUAUUCGACCAUCCAAUGAUUGGAUUUUAUUCAAUACAAAUGAAUUUGGUUUUUAUCGUGUUAAUUAUGACGAUCAAAAUUGGAAAUUAUUAAUAAAUUCUUUAAAAAACAAUGUAUCUGAAAUUCCUAUUGUAUCGCGUGCACAAUUAAUUGAUGAUUCAUUUAGUUUAACACGUUCGGGAGAUUUAAAUGUUACUAUACCAUUAGAUUUAUCUGUAUAUCUAUGUCAUGAAAUAAACUAUAUCCCAUUCUCAGCUUUUUCAACCAAUUUACAAUAUUUAACAGUUAUGUUUGGUCAAAAUGAAAGCAAUAUUGAAUAUCAACAAUUACAAAAAUAUAUUCGUACAAUAGAAGAACCAGCGUAUGUAUUUCUCGGAUGGUCCAUAGCACCAAGUACAUCAGAUUAUUUAUCUCGUCAAUUACGUUCACUUAUUAUUAGUGAUUUAUGUUCAAACGGUCAUGAAGCAUGCAUAAGAGAAGCCAUAUUACAAUAUCAACUAUGGCGUCAGAACCCAACAACACAUCCAAUAAAUCCAGAUUUUCGUACAACUGUCUAUUGUCAAGGUAUUAAAAAUGGUACAGUUGAAGAUUACUUAUAUAUACAAAAUCAAUAUAAACAAACAAAUGAUCAAGUGGAAAAAAAUCGUUUAGGUUUCGCAUUAACAUGUACACGAAACGCAACAUUAUUGGAAAAAUUACUGAAUGAGACAUUAACUAAUGAUUACAUACGCUUGCAAGAUUCAUCAUCAUUUAUUGGUCGCAUUAGCGUACAACCAGGUGGACAAAAAUUAACUUGGCGUUUUAUUAGUCAACGGUGGUCGGAAUUAGUUUCAAAAUUAGGUGGGCUAAGUUUUACAUUAUCAAAUAUUGUUGAAAAUAUAUUACAAUACAUUAAUACACAGUAUGAAUUAGAUAUCGUUCAAAACUUUAUGAUUGAAACAGAAAAUUUAUCAAUAGCUGAACGUGCUUUUCUAUCAUCUGUGGAAAAAAUAAAAGCUAAUAUCCGAUGGAUGGAUACCACAGGAAGAGAUAUCCGUACAUGGCUUUCUACCAAUACGGUGACAUGUUAA
Messenger RNA from Rotaria socialis, 8385 nucleotides. Lineage: Eukaryota; Metazoa; Rotifera; Eurotatoria; Philodinida; Philodinidae. The record is from the annotation of a GenBank genome assembly.